This is a messenger RNA of Macrosteles quadrilineatus (aster leafhopper), 836 nucleotides long. Its product is annotated as matrix-remodeling-associated protein 7-like. The record is from RefSeq and is a predicted model, not a curated record. The transcript is spliced from 3 exons. NCBI's taxonomy places the organism in Eukaryota, Metazoa, Arthropoda, Insecta, Hemiptera, Cicadellidae. The coding region runs from base 179 to 616 and encodes 145 amino acids.
CAUUCAACUUUCACUCUUCACUUCAGUCUUCACUCACAUCACACAGUCACACAGUACUUAACGCAAAUAUAGGCCUAAUGUUUAUUUUACCGAGUUAUUUUCAAAUUUUCACUUGCCAGAAAUUAUUUACUCUGAUCAAAUAAAACAUAUUAUUUUAACAUUAGGCCUACGUUAUAGAAUGAUUAAUAAUUCAAUACUUGAAAAUUUAUCAAUACACAAUAUUAAUUUGUCAGUUUAUUAUAUUGCGAGUGUUUUAAUAACAGUUUUAUCCAUUAUUAUUACAUGGUGGUAUCAAAAAUAUUCAUCGGCAAAACUAGAAGAUUCUGGUGUUAAUUCAAGCAUUAGUGAGGGACAGAUUGAAGAGGAAACCUCAGAUCUCAAGGAAUCCCAACGCAAAGACGAUUCAAUAGAUGAAAAUAUCAUGUCUCAUAUUAAGAAAAGACACUCCUUAGCAGAAGAAGUAGCUGCAAACUUGACUCAGCAACAACUUGAGGAAGAAAUGGAAGUUGAGAAGCAACAGUUAGAGGCAAUAUUCCAGCUCCUUCAAAAUCAGCAAGAAAAAUAUCAAGUUUCAUCAAUGGAAGAAUUAGAAGACCAACUUAGACUCUAUCGUUAGAUUUUACAAAAGUCAAGGUUUUUGUAGGUCCUAUUACCUAUGUUGUACAUAUUGUAUUAUUAACAAUACAUGUGGCUUUAAUUAAAUGUUUUAAAUUAUAAUGCCUAAUUAGUCUUUUAUACUAAUUUAGAUUUAUUUAUUGUUAAUAUAGUACCUGUAUAAAAUAUAUUUUAUGAGAUCAAUACUUUGUUCAAAACUUGAAUAAAUGUUUUCAAUGUUA